Rhizopus microsporus ATCC 52813 is the source of this 1647-nucleotide messenger RNA. Its product is annotated as coth-domain-containing protein. The record is from RefSeq and is a predicted model, not a curated record. Lineage: Eukaryota; Fungi; Mucoromycota; Mucoromycetes; Mucorales; Rhizopodaceae. The transcript has a single exon. Bases 1 to 1647 code for a protein of 548 amino acids.
AUGGCCGUUAUUGUGGACAAUGUCACUUAUGCUUUAGAGCUCAAUUCGCCUAGCACAAUCCUUUACACUGGUAGUGCACCUGUGGCUCGUCAAGGUUACAGAUACACCAAGAUUAAAAAAUUAGACAACAGCACUAUCAGCGAACCAUUCCUUCGAUCUCCUGUGGAAACAGACACAGUGAACGAAUUCUUCAAUAGAACAUGGAACAAGAAGCAGAUUGCGCCACUACCUACUGUAUACAAACCAUUGCCGUUUAUUCAUCGCAUCUCUUCUAAAUUGCAUCAAGAAGGAGAGAUCCCCACCAUACAUAUUAUUGCCAACGAAACAGAGGUCGCCCUAAUGCAUCGUAACGCAACUCAAGAUAUAGAGAUCAAAACAAGCGUGUCUUAUGUCUCUUUGAAUGACAGUCUAUCUUUCCAAAAUGUUGGAUUCUCAAUUGCAGGUGUCAGCUCUCGAAUGAUGCCAAAAACCUCUUACAAUUUGAAACUACACAAAAAGGACAGGAUCUAUGGUUAUAGACGUAUCAAGUUAAGAGCUAUGGCAAUGGAUCCAUCUUAUAUGCACGAGAAGCUUGGUUAUGGUAUGGUCAAGUCUUUGGGUCUCAUCUCAACCGACUUUUCCUACUGUCGUGUCUUUUUGAAUGACCAAGAAAUCGGACUGUUUGGCUUGAUCGAAACAUUUCAAGAUCCUUGGACUGCUAACGUAUUUGCUGAUGGUGACAAAGACUACAAGGGCGGCAAUCUUUAUCAAGGUGUGGGCUCUGGUACGAACAACACUGGAAGCUUAAACUACCUAAGCAACUUGACUGCGUAUGAGAAUGGGCAAUACAAGAUAAAGGCUGGCAACAAGAAGGACUAUGCUCCUCUUCAAGAAUUGACCAAGUUUAUUGCCGACGCUCCUGUCAAUGGCACUAAUGCAGUGGAUGCUUGGAAGUCCAAACUGGAUAUGGAUUCCGUUAUUCGCUCCAUGGCUCUUGAAAUUCUUAAUGCUUACUCUGACGGAUACAUAUAUAAUGCCAAUAACUAUUACAUUUACCAAGAUCCUUCCUCCAAGAAAUACAUCUAUAUUCCAUCAGACCUGGAUUUGACCUUCAACGUAGACUCGUCCGGUGGGAUAUCUCUUAUAUCUGGCAAUUACUCUGCCAUCCCACAUAUUUAUGACCGACCAUUGACAAACAAGAUGUUACAAGUUCCAGAGUUCAAGCAACAGUUUGAAGAUAUGCUGAUUAACGUCACCAAGCAGCUUAUGAACCCCACAGCAACCAAUGAUCAUAUCAAUAGUCUUGCUGAUAUGCUUCAAGAAGAUGUCGCUUGGGAUGCUGUUGUUCCACGUCUGGGAACUGGUUUUACUAAUGGCUUAAAGUUUUUGAAUAUUACAAUUGUCAACGGAAGGGUGCCACAAGACCUUGAUGUAGAGUCUUUGGUGCGUAAAAUGGCGUCCAGUCUGAUGUUUAGUCAGAUUCCUUUAAGCAAUAAUUCUGCUGCUUUAAAAGGUUCAGUUGACUUGAUGACAUACGUUUUGAAAGGACUACCUUUCUCACAAGCAGUCAAUGGUCCCAGUAACAAUAGCGCAUUUAUGGCAAUCAAGGAAUUCAUUUACACCAUGAAUCAAAAUAUCUCCAAAUUGUACAACCUUACAACAAAUUAA